UUCGUGAGAGAGCAACGUAAUGGUGUUAAUGGAUGCUAAUGCUAAUUAAUGAUACAAAUAUUACCGAAUUACUUGAUUUUCUUAUUAAUUGUGUAGCAUCACCGCUGGUUACACAAACCGAAACCAUGUGUGAUGGCAGCGCUGAUACGAGCUAUUGUUGCAAACUUACGCGCGUGUAAUUUAUAUGCAAUUCGUAAUUAUUAUGAUGACAUUCAUCAUUAUAAUGCACAUAUAUGUUAACUAAAAUGCACAUAUAUGUUAACAUAGUGUCAAAUAUGUUACUAGGUAUUAGCCGGUCCUACUCCUUUUUUUCAAAUAUUGAUGAGUAGGGUGCUAGAAUCCGAAACUUUGGAUUAUCGAAUACAAAUUUUGUUAUGAAGUUCUGAAACCUGAAUACAAAAUUUGGAUAUAAAGUUCUAGUUUGUAAAGAAUUCUUACCUUUAAUCUUGAAACCAUGGUGUCAUUUAAAGGGCUUGGCAAAUCAUGCAUUCUGGUGAUUGUGGUGGCUGGUAUAGAGAAGUUUGCUUUCAAAGGAAUACAAUCGAAUCUUGUGACGUAUCUGACGGAGGUGGUGAAAAUGAACACUUCAACAGCGGUGAAAAUAGUGAACAUUUGGUUUGGAGUGUCUUAUUCUUUACCAAUCAUAGGAGCAUUUCUUGUAGAUUAUUUUACAGAUAGAUACUCCGCCCUUACAGCCUCGUCUCUUUUAUAUGUUUCUGGACUGGUGGCGCUGACAUCAACUGCAUUCGCAUGGGAUACAAAGUCUAAAAUUAAAAUUAGUAAUGCACAUGAAGGGGCCAGUUCUAGUUCGGGUUCUUCAACUUAUCUUCUGUUUUUAUCUCUGCUUUUGCUAGCUUUAGGACAAGGUGGAUACAACCCAUGUUUGCAAGCAUUUGGAGCCGAUCAACUUCACCUUACCACAGAUGAUAACAAUCAAGAUCAGUUGCCAAGUUCAACCAAUAUUACAGAUGAUGGAGACGAAAAUGAUGAAAUAGAUUCUAAUGACUUGAAGAGAAGUAAAUUCUUUAGAUGGUACUAUUUUAGUGUAUGCAGUGGGACUUUGCUGGGUGUUACUCUGUUGUCUUAUCUUCAAGAAAUAUUGGGUUGGGGAAUAGGUUAUGCUGUUCCUACCAUUGUUAUGGCAAUUUCCGUCGCUCCUUUCUUUUGUGGGACAAGAUUAUACACAGUCAUCAAAAAACCGAAGUCUGCCAAACAAAAUAUAACACCAUUGAUUAAAAACUUAGCCAAGUCCAUCAAGGGUACUGCACAGAAGUUCAUGAAUCGUAACAAGACCUUACCCUCAAAUUCACCCUUUGUCGAACUCAGGGCUCAGCAGAAACCACCGGGUUGUAGCCACGAUUCAGAUGAUCAGCAAAGCGAUAUGACCAACAAACUUAGCGCAGAUGUACUAGUUGAUGAUCCGAUAGAAGAAAAAAAAUCUCUUGUAAGGCUAAUACCAACAUGGAUGCUGCUCCUAGUGUUUUCUAUCAUCCUUCAACAACCAGCAACUUUCUUCACCAAACAAGGCACUGAUAUGAAGAGAAAGUUUGGUUCCCAUUUUAUAAUCCCUUCAGCAGCACUACAAGGUGUUAAAAGCCUUACUAUAAUUUUUCUAGUGCCUGUAUAUGACAAAAUAGUGACACCCGUUUUUCGGAUAAUCAGUCAAAGUAAGAAAAGGAUGACCAUAAUGCAAAGGAUGGGUUUUGGUUUGUUUUUGUCAGUAGUUGCUAUGUGUAUAGCUGCUGUUAUUGAGACACAAAGAAUGAAAAUUAGUAGAAGAGAACCAAAUAAUAAUUCAGCUCAAUUGAACAUUUUUUGGUUAGUGCCGCAGUACAUCAUAAUGGGAAUGGCAGAAGUUUUUACAAUUGUUGGGAUGCAGGAGUUCUUUUAUAGCGAAGUUCCUAACAAGUUGAAAACUCUGGGAAUGGCUUUACCUCAAGGUGUCUUUGGCGUCGGAAGUUUUCUUAGCGCAAUCCUGAUAUCUAUACUUGAUAAAGUUACAGGUGAUGGAAAACAUAGCUGGUUCUCGGAUGACAGGCACGGAGGUCAUCUAGACAGGUAUUACUGGUUAUUAGCAAUUUCAAGUGCAAUUAACUUGCUUUGCUUCACAAUUUAUUCGCGCAAAUAUUACAAUUAACGUCCCUUGCCAAGAUAUAUCUUUCCAAGGAACUUUAAUUGUAAUAUCUACGCGGUCUUUAAUGUACGAGGCUGUUGGUGUGUGUUGCUAUGUCAUUAGAGUGCAAGUCUGUAAUGGUCCUGGUUGUGCAUGAUGCACGUGUUAUAUAGUGCCGGUCGUCAAAUGUGAGAUGGCCUCUUUUAUAAAUUGCCAUUCAUUGCGGUUGUAUUUGUAAGGAUUGAAUUCCCCAAAUAAGAAAGAUGGAUUUGACAUUCUUGAAUAUGCCACUAGAAGUGUUUGA
Molecule: messenger RNA, 2417 nt
Organism: Papaver somniferum (opium poppy)
Lineage: Eukaryota; Viridiplantae; Streptophyta; Magnoliopsida; Ranunculales; Papaveraceae
Product: protein NRT1/ PTR FAMILY 5.8-like
Exons: 4
Coding region: 455-2137 (560 amino acids)
Biological process (GO): transmembrane transport
Cellular component (GO): membrane
Molecular function (GO): transmembrane transporter activity
Source: RefSeq, a predicted model, not a curated record